AUGGCCACAGCUCUGAACACUCCAUUGCUACUGGCCUUGACAGGCCUGCUCGCAGUCUGUGGGUUGCUUCGCAGCAGAAGCACAAGCAAGGGUACGAGUCCCUUACCUCCCGGUCCUCGUGCCAUUCCUCUUCUGGGAAACAUCCUGCAACUACCCUUGGAACAUCAACAUAAGACCUUCGCUAAAUGGGGUCAGAAGUUUGGAGACUUCAUAUUCGCUAAGUUCUUCACCACACCGGUGCUGAUUCUCAACUCUCUUGCGGUGGCGCAAGACUUGCUGGAAAAUCGGAGCUCUCUAUAUUCUGAUAGGCCGUAUUUCGCCUUGCUAAUAGACAUAGUUGGCUGGUAUCCUGCUACACCAUUCUUGACCUACGGCGACCAAUGGCGUCGACACCGAAGAUGGAUUCAUAUGUGGUAUUCAGAAAAGGCAUCGCUACUGAAACUUAGACCGAUUCUGCGCAAGGAGACUUUGACGCUCUUACUACAACUGAUCGAGACGCCCCAGGAUCUAUCGCAGCAUAUUCGAAGAUAUGCAGCUGCACUAGUUACAUCAUCUGUAUUUGGCCGGACAAUUACUUCCUGGGACGACGAAUACUUUCAGAUGACGGAGCGAGCCAUACAUGCAACUACUGAGGCGGGAAGUCCUGCCGCGACACUUGUCGACUUCGUUCCGUUCCUAAAAUACCUGCCUUCGUGGUUCCCGGGCUCGGCCCCAAUUGACAAAGCGCGCAGCGUUCGUGGUAUCGUGCGCAACAUGAUUGAUAGCCCCUAUGAAAACGUGAAGUCAGCUAUGUGUCAAGGAUCCGUGAAACCAUCUCUUGUGGCGUCCUUGCUGGAUGCGAACGCCCACCACAUUUCACGCGAGGAUGAAGAAGACAUUAAGGGAGUCGCUGCAAGUAUAUACUCAGCUGGUGUUGACACCACUGCUGUUGUCUUGAAUACGUUCAUUUUGGCUAUGGUCCUGCAUCCUCAAGUGUACAAGAAAGCACAAGAAGAGAUUGAUCGCAUCGUGGGACGCUCGUGUCUUCCAAGUCUCGAGCACAGACACUUGCUCCGCUACCUCGAUUGCAUGAUUCAAGAAGUAUAUCGCUGGAAUCCGCCCGUGCCUCUGGGCGUGCCUCAUCGUCUCACGCAAGAGGACAGUUAUCGUGGCUAUAGUGUACCGACGGGAACUAUGAUAAUUCCCAACAUUUGGAGAAUGGGUCACCAAGAAGAGGUGUACUCAGAUCCGAAAGCAUUUGAUCCAUCGCGGUUUGAGUCUUUGGAUGCGCAAAGCGGGGCUUCGAAAGACCCGCGCCAGUUCGUUUUUGGAUUUGGGAGACGGAUCUGUCCAGGAAGACACUUCGCUGAUGAAGCAGUGUGGUUGGCUAUCGCACAUAUCGUGGCGACCGUGGAUAUCGCCAAAGGUCGCGAUGCAUCAGGGAAAUUGAUUACUCCCGCGGCGCGCUUCUGUUCCGGUUUCACGAGUCCUCCGCUCGAUUUCAUAUGUUCUAUUACUCCGCGCUCGACAGCCGCUGUGAAAUUGGUUGCCGACGAGCUCGGAUCGAUGGAUAAUGAAGAACCAGGGAACAGUGACUCGUGA
Messenger RNA from Postia placenta MAD-698-R-SB12, 1581 nucleotides. RefSeq lists its product as hypothetical. Lineage: Eukaryota; Fungi; Basidiomycota; Agaricomycetes; Polyporales; Adustoporiaceae. The transcript has 13 exons. The record is from RefSeq and is a predicted model, not a curated record. Bases 1 to 1581 code for a protein of 526 amino acids. Gene Ontology annotation, molecular function: oxidoreductase activity, acting on paired donors, with incorporation or reduction of molecular oxygen; heme binding; iron ion binding.